This is a messenger RNA of Megalops cyprinoides (Indo-Pacific tarpon), 1072 nucleotides long. Its product is annotated as brorin-like. Gene Ontology annotation, cellular component: AMPA glutamate receptor complex. Gene Ontology annotation, molecular function: protein binding. The record is from RefSeq and is a predicted model, not a curated record. NCBI's taxonomy places the organism in Eukaryota, Metazoa, Chordata, Actinopteri, Elopiformes, Megalopidae. The transcript is spliced from 3 exons. Gene Ontology annotation, biological process: negative regulation of BMP signaling pathway. The coding region runs from base 10 to 705 and encodes 231 amino acids.
UCAGUUGCGAUGGGCGCUCACGCUCUGCACCUCUUUCUCGCGUUUGCUACUUUGACUCCUCGUGUGGCAUCGGAUUAUUCUUCUGAGCACGAGACAGAUUACGAAUUCGGUGACUACCGGGGCAAGUGGUGCUUAAAUGAGCAUGGUUUUGUCUAUAACAUUGGGGAAGUCUAUUACCCUAGCCCCACGGCUUGCCCCUGCACUUGUACAGAGGACGGUCCCCUCUGCAUAAAACCGAAAUGCCCGAGGAUACACCCUAAGUGCACACGAAUUAGUUACAAGUCAUGCUGUCCGGUCUGUGAAGCUAUUGCCAGAACCUGCAUCUACAGAGGGAAAACCUACAAAGUACUGGAGGAAUUUGUGCUGUCCCCAUGUGAAAGGUGCCGGUGUGAGGCCAACAGGGAAGUGUACUGUACUGUGGCAGAGUGUCCUGGACUGCAUUGUGUCAACCCCACAUAUGAGCCCCACCGGUGCUGUCCCAUCUGCAAAAAUGGGCCAAACUGCUUCAUUGGAAACACGGUCAUCCCAGCUGGAGUGCAGGUGGAAGUGGAUGAGAGGACUGUGUGCUUCUGCUCUUACAAGGAAGGCAUGUGGGAGAUACACCAUCAGGCCACCUGUGAGACACGGGAGACCAGGACAGACAGUGGUGGGACGUCUGAGCAGGUGGAGCAGCAGUUCUUGCCUGAGCUGGACACUAUCCCAUAAAGGGGUAUGUGAUAGAGAAAGGGGCUGCUUUUUGGCACAUUGCUGAAUCACUCCUGUGCUGACCUGUGCGGGAUAACAUAAGCUGUUUUUAUCUGGUCAGCCCCUCCUCCCAGAGAAAACCAAUCCUUCAUCCUGCCUGAAAACACAUUUCACAGUAGCCCCACCCCCACCCUGCCAACCCGAUGCACAGGCUUUCCUGUAAUAACGCACUCCACCCCAUCCUCCUCUGCUACAUUUAGGAGUAGAACAGACAGGAACACAGCAGGGUCUGGCCUAGUUACUGUGCACCCUGCUACUCUGUGCAAGGGCUCUGUGAAAAGAACAUUUUUGUAGCAUGAGCAUCACUUUUCUACAUGUGGAAUGCCCC